ACUCUAUCUUUUGUGGAAUUGUGGAAACUUUUGCAGCAGUUGAAUUUGGAGCUGAGCGAAGAUUAUGCGAGAAAACUUUUCAGGAUCGAUUUGAUACAGGCCGCUGAUACAAAGAGGAGAGAUCAGAUGUUAGACGAAGAUGAAUUCGUGAUAUUUUUCGAACGGCUCACCGAGAGAAGGGACUUAAGACAAAUUCUUCGAACGUACAGCUCAGCACACCAAGAGACAUUCACGCCAACAGAUUUGAUGCAUUUUCUCGUUCAACAGCAACACUUCGAAGAGAUCGAUGAUAAUAAAGCUCGGGAUAUUGUGCAAACAUUUGAAAGAGCUAAACGAGAUGAACAGCAACCCUUAUUGUUGGGACCACUCGGUUUCCGUCACUUGCUACGCGCACAGUACGGUAAUAUAUUCAAGCCAGGCCACGAAACAGUAUUCCAAGAUAUGGAUUGUCCACUGAACUAUUACUAUGUUAAUUCGAGUCAUAACACCUACCUCACUGGACUACAACUCGCCGGUAUGGCGUCAAUCGAGGGAUACAUUAAUGCGCUCACAAAGGGUGCUCGACUUCUUGAACUGGACAUAUUCGAUGGGGAUGAUGGAGAGCCAUGCAUAACGCAUAAACAUACGUUAGUUGAUGCGAUCCGAUUGCGUGACGCGUUGACGACCAUCGAACAGUACGCAUUCAAAUACAGUCCUUAUCCUGUGAUACUCACCAUCGAGAACCACGUUGGUCUUGUGCAACAGAAAGUUAUGUUUCGAAUAUUCAAUGAGGUGUUCGGUGAUAAGAUUUACAUAUCACCGCCAAAUUCAGCUACAUCUGAGCUUCCAUCACCGAAUGCACUCAAAAAUAAAUUCCUUGUAAGGGGCAAAAAACUGCCGCAUGAAGUGGUUAACAGUCAAUCGUCUGACGACGAUUCAGCCAAACAAGUCAAACUCGAUCCUGAAUUUUCACGUCUUAUCUCUCUUCCAUCCGCUAAAAUUACGAAUAACGCUGACAAUGAUAUGCGAACACAUCCAAUGGAUGGUUCUCCGUCGCUCUCAGAGAGUAAAGUUGAGUCAAUAUUUCAAUCUUCAUACAAUUUGCCAGCCUAUACUGCACGGAGGUUUGUGAAAUCCUAUCCGAGUGGAUUUCGACAAAAUUCGAGCAAUAUGGAUCCGUUUCCAUCGUGGUUGUUAGGCGUUCAAUCGGUCGCUUUGAAUAUGCAAACGGCUGACAAAUUUUUGGAUUUGAAUACAGCAAUGUUUCGUGUGAACGGUAAUUGUGGAUACGUGCUGAAACCAGAUAUUCUACGCAGAGGACUCGGUCGGUUGAGCCUCUUCCAUUGA
Molecule: messenger RNA, 1326 nt
Organism: Anisakis simplex (herring worm)
Lineage: Eukaryota; Metazoa; Nematoda; Chromadorea; Rhabditida; Anisakidae
Source: the annotation of a GenBank genome assembly